UAUUUUAUAUUAUCUUAUUUAAUUUUAUAUUAUCUUCAUCUUUGUUCCACUAUUUGUUCUUCUUUUCUACGUUUCUUCUGUAAAAGUAGUGAAGAAACGAUUUCAAUGUAUGACGUAUUAUUUAUAUAGGAAGUAGGAAAUAGCUAGGUAUAAUUAGUUAUGACGUAAUAAAGAAUGAUAGAAGGAGAUUAGUUUUUCUCUUAUUAAAAACGGUUGGUGGCGUUAGCGUUGGCGUCAAAUUACUUGCAAUAUUUACAAAAUAAUAAAGGCACAAACUGAAAUUUUCAAAUGACACACAUGACUGAGGUAAACUUUGGUGAUUUUCAAAUGGAAGAAAGAUAUAAAAAAUUAGAACGAACUUUAAAACUAGCUUCACUUAGAAAAGAAAACAGAAAGAAAGAUGAAUCUACAUUACGUGCAACUCCUUCAAGUAUUAAUAUAGAUUCAUUUGAUUCUAGUAUUAAUGUUCCUCAAAGUUCCAAAAUUGAUAGUGAAAUUGUUUCUUCAAGUAAUAAUUUGAGAAAUGUACUUUUGAAAAGAAGAAAUAUUAACAGUAAUCAUAAGAUAUUUGCUACAUCUAGUGUUAGAAAGUUUAAUGAAGAAAAUAGCUGUCAGAAAGAUUAUCUUCAAAUGCCACCACCUAGUUUUGACAUUAAUUUUUAUAAUUCUAAAAAUUCAAAUAAUAUAGGAACAUAUAAUGUUUCAAAAUUUUUAUUACAAAAUAAAUGUAAUACUUCUGAUGUUGAUAUUAUAUCGCCAAAAAAAGAACAAAAUUACAGAUUUUCUAAUAAUAAUGAAAAAUGUAUUGAUACUUCUUUAUCUAUUAAUUCUAAUAAUUUUCAAUAUAGAAAUAUUAGAAUAUUUACAGAAUGGAGAGUUAUAUUAAAUGAACAAAAUUUAUUGAUUAUUAAAGGAAAAAUUGAAUGUGGAAUUAUUGCUCGGAGUAAGCCUAUUAUAAGAAGAUUAACAAAUACUAAAAUUGAAUCUGUUUGUAAACAUUUGUAUCAUUUGCAGGGAAAUAUUGUUGAUAAUAAGUGUGAAUUACCAGCUUAUGUUAGAGGUAAAUUUUAUGAUGGAUUUCCUGAUGAUUGGGAAAAUGUUUAUGAAAUUUGGAAAAUGUUUGUACAACAAGGAUGUAGUGCAACAUUUCGUUGGCCUACUCCUAUCACAGAUAGUGAUGAUGAUAUAAAAAGUGAAAUUACUGAUAUCACAUUUGCUUAUUCAACUAGUCCUAAGAAUAAAAUAUCUCCUAAAGAAUGUUUAUCUGAACAGAAAAUAAAGAAUAAACAAAAUUCUUAUUCAUAUAAUAAAAAAAGUGAUUCAUUUACACAGACACAUAUAUCUGAUGUAACUGAAAAUUUAUGUUACAAUGGAGAAAAUAUUCAAUUUUUAAUAAAUCAAUAUACCAAUAACAAAGAAAAUUAUAAACAAAAAGAUAAUAUGAAUUUAAAUUAUUGUCACAUUAAAAAUAAAACAAGAAAUGUUAAUGAUAUAUUAAAUGUUAUUGUAAAUAACUUAACAGAUAAAAAUUGUUCUCAAGAAUAUAUUAAUAAAAUAUUUGAGAUAUUAGAUUGUUUAAAUUAUGUUGUAUCAUACAAAUCCAUUCAAGAUAGAGCUAAUGUUGAACAUACAAAAUUAAAACAAAAUAUACAUAUAGAAGAAAAAAAUAGUGAAAUAAAUUACAAUUCUUCAGAGUAUAUUCAGUCUGAAAUAGGAAAAAAUUAUAAUAAUUCAUUAUCAAGAAAAAGAACUUUUACAGAAAUGAAUAAUACCAGUGCUUCCGAUAGUGAAAGUGCAACUUAUACAGGAAUUCCAAAAAUACCUAUAGAACGGAUAAUACGACAAAAAAAAACAUUAUUAAAAUCUUCUAAACGUAAAAUAAGAAAAAAAGAGAUAUUGCAAAAUCAUAAUAGUCAGAAUAAACAACGUAUUUCAAAUAUAUCUUUAACUACAUCAGAUUAUUGUACUAAUAUGAACUGUAAAAAUGUAAGAUCUGAAAAAAUAGAUUUUAAUGAUUCUAGUAUUAGUAUUACCGAGGACGAAAGAGAUUAUUUAAAAGUAAAUGAUAUUUGUCCAAAUUUUCAAAAUAAUGUUGAUAAAUAUAUAGAACCUAAAAUUAUAAAAGAAGAUGAACAAAAUAUACAUAGAAUUCACAAAUAUUUUUCACAAAAAGAUACAAGAGCUAUUCACAAAUCUGUUGAAAAUUUACAUGAUUCUUACGAAAAAAUUAAGAUAAAUGAAUGUAAGACUGAAAUACCUCAGAAUAUAAUAGAAACAAAAUCUUGCAUUGAAGCUAAUAAUAAAAAUAAUCAAAAUCAUUUUUCUCAUGAACAACAUAAAGAAUAUUCUUCUUCAAAAAAUACCAUAAAUGAAGUAACAAAACCUGUUGUGCUUAGCUCAAUUCCUAUUGAUAUAGAAAUUAAAAAUAGACAAUUAUAUACGUUACAAAAUCCAAAAGAAUCUUUGAUUGGGGAUGAAAAUAAAAUUAUUGAAGAAUUACGCGAAAUCAAAAAGAGAACAUAUCAAAAAUCUCCUAUAAAAUUUAAUACUACUUCAAGAAAAAAUUCAAAUUCGUCAUCCGAUAGUGAACAGCAUUUUAAAGAAAAUAUUAAAAUUCAACUAAAUAAUAUGGAUUCUAUUAUUACAAAAAGAUCUUCAUAUGAUAAUUCAAAAAUUUCUAAAGAUAAUAAACAUAAUAUAAAUAAUAAACUUACAGAUGAUAUUAAACCAAAAUUAUUAUGCGAUUGGACACCAAGAGUUUUAUUCAAAUCAGGAUUAAAUUUAAUUUUUGAAGGAAAUUUAUUAAAUGAAAUUGGCCACAUUGUACAUAGAAAGUUUAAAACGGAUAAAAUAUAUCGUCGAAUAUCAGGAAAAUUGGUCGAGACAAUUCAUCAUGAAUUUUAUCAAUUAGUUGGCAAUUUGCGUGAUACAAAACAUGGUAUACCUAAAAAAUUAUUAAGGAAAUGUCGCUAUGGUUGUCCUGUUAAUAUAGAACAAUUUUGUAAAGAAUGGGAAUUAUUACAAAAUUCUAUAGAUAUUGUCGAUUAUGAAAACAAUACAAAAAAAUGUAAUGAUAUAUCAAUGGAUAAUAUAAAUGUUAGUCGGAGUUCAAAAGGUAGAAGAAUAAUACCUCCAUUAACUUACUGGACAGGAGAACGCAUUAUUAUGAAAGAUAAUAAUCUAGUAUACAAACCUGGCACUAUUCAAAAUAACAAUAAUAAAAUUAAUAAUAGUUUGGAGCAUGUAACUAAAAAUUCACUAAAAAUGUUAAUGGAAAACACAGAAAAUAUUGUGAAAAAAAUAAAAAAUAACAAAUCUAAAAAAAUUGCAACCAAAAAUACGAAAAAAACAAGAAUGUCAGAAUCAAGUGAUUCUAGUAAUGAUCAUAAUAUUUCCGUAUAUAAGGAUAAGAUAAUGAAGAUAACAUCUAAUUCCAUAAAUGUAUCGGAUAAACAGAAUUCAAAACCUAUAAAUAUUGAAAAUUCUCAUGAAUCUUGCACAAAUGUUACCAAAACAAAAGCGGCAGUAAAAAAGUCAAAAGUAAGGAAAAAUGUCGAAUCAAAUACAUCAUUUCUCGGCACUUCUAAACAAAUGCAUGAGAGUCAUCAGUCUUCAGUUGAAAGAUAUCAUGAUAUAGUAUGUAUGUAUUAUCAAGGUAUUCCAAAUAAAGAUGAUAUAUUAUCCGAUGAUCAAGUCUCACAUGUGUGAAAUAACAUUAAAGUUAACAUAAUAUUAUAUUUUUUAUAGUUAUGACUAACAUAAUAUGCGUGUUUAAUUACAUUUCUAAAUAAGAAAUUAUUCAUUUUAUAAAUUAUUUUUGUUUUAUAUAAUUGAAAAAGGAUGUUAUACUUAUUAGAAAAAUAAAGCAAAUACACAAGAUAAAAUUGAUUUAUUAUUUAAUGAUGUAAUUUAACAAUUGUAAAAGUAUGUAAGAAACAUGUUGCAUUGCUUCAUUAAAAACAUAAGAACUGUACAAUAACUUGAUGUCAAUAAAACUAAAA
Molecule: messenger RNA, 4001 nt
Organism: Apis florea (little honeybee)
Lineage: Eukaryota; Metazoa; Arthropoda; Insecta; Hymenoptera; Apidae
Source: RefSeq, a predicted model, not a curated record